AUGAAGGCUGAAUUGAAGGCUUUGCAUGAUAAUGAAACCUGGGAGCUUGUUAGUCUCCCAGCAGGAAAGAGAGCUAUAGACUCUAAGUGGGAAUAUAAGGUAAAGUUCACUCCAGAAGGACAAGUAGACAAGCUGAAAGCCAGGUUGGUUGCUAGAGUUAGACAUCAACAAUGCAUUCUUACAUGGGUUUCUAAAGAAGAAGUCUAUAUGAAACCACCUAAGGGUUACACAGAAGCUCAGGAAGGGCAGGGUCUAGAUGAAGCUUUUACUGUUAAGGACCUUGGUGAAAUGAGAUAUUUUUUGGGGAUUGAAGUUGCACGCAACUCCCAAGGGACCAUGCUAAAUCAAAGGAAGUUUAUCCUUGAUAUUCUUCAGUCUACAGGCAUGGAAGGCUGUAAACCUUCUAGGUUUCCCUUUCCUAAAAAUGUGAAACUCUCUACUGAUCAAGGAGAGAUUUUGCCUGAUCCAGAAACCUACAGGAGUAUAAUUGGGAAGUUACUGUAUUUGAAUCUCACCAGACCAGAUAUCUCUUACAGUGUGCAACAAUUGAGUCAGUUUAUGAGUGAACCCAGAAAACCACAUUUGCAAGCUGCUACUCAUGUCAUAAAAUAUCUGGCAGGCACCAUAGAUUGGGGAUUAUAUUAUUCAAUCCCUUCAUCUCUCACUCUCACAGCCUUUUGUGAUUCAGAUUGGGGAAGUUGUGCUUUUAGUGCUAGAUCUCUCACUGGAUACUGUGUGUUCCUAGGGAAUUCUCUCAUUUCUUGGAAAACAAAGAAGCAGAAAACAGUAUCCAAAUCAUCCACUGAGGCAGAAUAUAGAUGCAUGUCUCAAACCACAAGUGAAAUUGUGUGGAUCCAUGGCAUUCUUGAAGACUUGGGUCUCCACAUUCCUACACCUAUUGACUUGUUUUGUGAUAACAAGUCUGCAAAUCACUUGGCACAUAAUCCUAUUUUCCAUGAGAGAACUAAACAUCUCAAGGUAGACUGUCAUUAUGUCAGGGACCAUAUUCAAGAAGGUUUCUUGAAGGUUUUGCACAUCAAAUCCUUUCUUCAGCUUGCAGACCUGAUGACCAAGUCUUUGAGUGAACAACACCAUAAUCACCUUUCUUUCAAGUUGGGCCUCGUGCCUUCUGCUCCAACUUGA
This is a messenger RNA of Beta vulgaris subsp. vulgaris (sugar beet), 1143 nucleotides long. RefSeq lists its product as uncharacterized. The coding region runs from base 1 to 1143 and encodes 380 amino acids. The transcript is spliced from 3 exons. The record is from RefSeq and is a predicted model, not a curated record. NCBI's taxonomy places the organism in Eukaryota, Viridiplantae, Streptophyta, Magnoliopsida, Caryophyllales, Amaranthaceae.